Pelobates fuscus (common spadefoot toad) is the source of this 3679-nucleotide messenger RNA. It is a transcript of the gene IL17RA, whose product is annotated as interleukin 17 receptor A. NCBI's taxonomy places the organism in Eukaryota, Metazoa, Chordata, Amphibia, Anura, Pelobatidae. Bases 93 to 2258 code for a protein of 721 amino acids. The transcript has 11 exons. The record is from RefSeq and is a predicted model, not a curated record. Gene Ontology annotation, molecular function: interleukin-17 receptor activity.
CCCUCCUCACCAAACUUGAACGGGGAAGAGCAGCGUCGGGCAGGUUAUAAGGAAGUGUGUGUGUCUGUCAGAGGAGCUGCCAACUGAGGGCCAUGGCCGGUGGGCUAGCUGGUAAGCUGGCAGUAGUCCUUCUACUGUGCCAAUCCGGAAUCAUCACUUCCUCCAAUGGCCUGAGGGUCAUCCCGCUCGAUAAUACUGACUGCUCCCAGGAGGGGAUCCAGUGUACAGUGAUGGAAAGCAGCUGUAUGGACAUUAGCUGGAUAAAGCCCUUCAAUUGGACCCCAUCUGCUCCUGAAAGAAUUGACGUGAAUCCAGGAGUGCGAAAAAAUGAACUAGGUCAUCGAGUACCAGUUCUAGAAAUCAAAUGGACAUUGGCCAAAGAUUCCAGUAUUUUGGAUCUACAGGGCGUGGAGCUGUCUGUUUUACAACACAGCACCAACCAGCAGACCUGUGUCCAGUUUCAUUUUGGAAAUCAGUUCCCAAGUCAAGUCAGCCCACGAGGAGAAGCGUGGCAAUUUGUCUUCAAUAACUUUGAAGUGGAGCGUAGCCAGACAUACGAUGUGACUGUCCAGAAUCUACCUCGACAGAAUAAUGCCAACAGCAAAGAACAAAGUAUUUAUAUUACAGAAUGCAUUGGAGAAGGAUUGGGGCUCACAGACAUUUGUUGCAAGUCAGGCUAUUGCUGGAAACCUAAUAUAAGUGUUGAGAUAAUUGGAAAUGAUUUAGUAAUGAACUUUGAUCCGUUGGAGGAGGCUGAAUUCUAUUCUCUAUUAGUAAUUAAUAACCACGUCCCUAGAUAUAACAAAAACUUGAUAAUUCCACAAGGAGCUAAAGGUUUGCGGCAGAACCAAACCAUUUAUCCUGCUCAAAUUAGUCCUGCCUGCUGGUAUGAUUUUCAGAUUUGGCCGCAUAUGUCUACCUGUCAAAACGACUGCCUCAGACUGAAUUUCAAAUCAGAAUGUACCUUACCAUCCCCCAAGCCAGUGAAACGGAUGUAUAUGUCAUGUAUCGCGGCUCCUGUUACCCUUCUCUUCUUUGGUUGUGUCCUCCUACUGUGCUGCUUGUGCGGUAACAUAACUCCUCCCCCUUCUCCUCCUCCCACUCCUCCUCCUCCUCUUCCCCACAUUAAGAAAGUUUGGCUAAUUUACUCGGCUGAUCACACUCGCUAUGUGAAUGUGGUAAUAAAAUUUGCAGAUUUUUUAAGGGGGGCAUGGGGCAUGGAAGUGAUAGUAGACCGUCUACAUGAAGGUGAAAUUGCGGAGGAAGGCCAUAUGACCUGGCUGUGUCAUCAGAAGAAGAAGAUUGAGGACUCAGAUGGUUCCAUACUGGUUCUUUGUUCGCGUGGAACACGAGAAAAGUGGAAUGCCAGGUUGACUACAGAUAAACAAAGAAUAACUCUGAGAAAGGACAGAGAGUUACAGGAUCUCUUUACACCAGCUAUCACCAUUAUCAGUGCCGAUUUCCAGAAUGGUUUGCAUAAUGAACAAUAUAUCAUAGCAUAUUUUGAGGAACUGAGUGAUUUACAAGACAUCCCUUCAUUAUUCAACAGCUGCCUCAAGUAUAAUCUUGUAAGGGAUCUGCAGGAUAUCUUCUUUCGUAUACAGAGGAAGGAGAGACAUUGUCCCAGAUCACAGUAUGAUGUUCCACAGGAAGGGGCUAAAGGUUAUGAAAACCUGAGAAAAGCUUUAAAGAGGUGCCAGGCCUGGCAGGAAAAGCAUUUGAAUUGGUUUAAUGAAGAGUGUUUACCAAACCUAGCCAAGGAAGAUGAAAGUGAAACAGAGCAAGAAGAAGGGAGUGAUACUAUUAGGUUUAGGCCUCUUCUUUGUGAUGAUGAACCUUGCAUCUCAAAGAUAACUCCAACCAUCAAUGAUGCUGAUGUUUCCAUGAAAGUGGAGCCUGUAACAGUAACUGGGCCUCCAAGCAUUCAUGUGGAACUAAACUUAUCUGAAGGCAGAUCUUCUUUACAAACACUGCAGCCAAUUACAGCGUCUGAAGUUGUGUCAACUUAUAUUCAGGAACCUUGCUUGGAAAUCUAUGUAGAGGAUCCAGGUCAAUUUGUCAGUCAGGAUUCAUUUGUGGAACUAGAUCAAACCUCUUCCAUUGAUGUAGAGGCAGCAGCACUGAGGUUCCUCCAAUUGUCCCAACCAGGCAUUGUGGAGCAAUAUAUGUCUUUACACAAGCCAAGUAAAGAAUCCCAAGAUGAGGGCUACGCUACUUGGAAUAACCGGAUGGAGCAUCAUUCAGUUCAGGAUGGCUAGUCCAUCAGCAAAAGAAUGGAUCCACAGGGCCAAGGAUACAGGUUUUUGUCUUUAAAAUGGUUCCCCAUCAGGUCCCAAUGCCUUGGGAUUUUGUAGCCAAGCAACUGACGAUUUAACUGGCCUCACAUUAUACACUAUAACUCAGACAGGAAAUAUUGAAAUCCAAUAACCCAGGGUUAAGAGUGGAGAGGUAUUAGUAAUCAAAAUAUAAGCCAAGUGGCAAAACAUAAAUGUUAAUCAGGCUAUAGUUCUGUGUAUGUAGCAAACAUGAUCUACAUUAAGCAAGUUUAGCUUGAGUUAUGCAGUAGUAACAACUCGACAAACAAAGAAGCCAGGGGUCGAGGCUGGAGAAUGCAGGAAGGAACAGCAAGUGAGUCACAACUGGAGUUCAGGAGAGUAGGAAGCACUGCUACAAGUCAACUAGCAGCUAAACCACAUAAUGAUAAAAUGUGAAUGGCAGAGUAACUUUAUAAAGGUUUGUAACAGGACUACUGAUUAGCGAAAGAGUUGGGACAUAUAGUUUCAUAGACAUUUUACCACCUAUAAACUGAGGCUAUAUGUCUUUCCUCCUCUCCACCAUUGUAUUCCAUCCUCCAGCAUGUUUUGCCAUUGUUGUUCUUACCCCUUUCCCACCUCUCCUCCACGAUAAUUCCAUUUCUCUCUCCACCCAUCUUCCGUGCCCUCUCUCCAUAAAAUGUUUCCCCUUUUCUUUUUUUCCUCCUCUUUUAUAUUAAGACUUUUAGUUUUUCUCCCCAUUUCUUUCUUAUAUGCUACCCCCCCCCCUUUUCUCCACCUUUUGUCUGUGCUCUCUGGAAUUUUCUCUCAUGUUCUUUUUCCCUCCCACUACAUGCUUCCACCUAUUGUUUCCUCCCCCUUCCUAACACCUCUGCUACUUUUGCCUCUCACUGUUUUUCAUUACCGUAUGGCUAUUUUUUCUUACUUUAUCACCAUUGAAGGGUCAGAUUUAAAGCCUCACCUUUUAUGCCAUGCUGCCAGAUUGGAUGGUGGUGCGGGAAUAUAGAAAGGAACAUCUUAUUAAUGGCUCGGAUAACUGUACAGCUCAUUACUGUGAGGCUCCUUAAUAUAUUCCUGUGAGCACUAUCGCAGUGAAACUCUGUCAUAUACUCAGUAUUGCAAUGGAGCUCUGAAAUUCACUCGUACACACAGCACACUACUGUAUUACAGGAAGCUUAGUGAGACAGUCUAGCAGACUGCAAAUAAUGUGAAUUUUAUUGCUGUAUCUUAUUCCCCAUCCCUGGCUCCAUGUCACCUAAAUUAAUAAUACAUCCCAAUGGCAUUUAAAGCAGAACUGUCACCCUCCCAUGCAAAAUUAGUAUUUCAUAAAGGCAGCGUCUUUUUGACAUACUCACAUUGACUGUGUUGGGAAUUGAUUGAAAUUCUAGCCCUGUCAAUAGAUAUAC